Molecule: messenger RNA, 483 nt
Organism: Ilex paraguariensis (yerba mate)
Lineage: Eukaryota; Viridiplantae; Streptophyta; Magnoliopsida; Aquifoliales; Aquifoliaceae
Source: the annotation of a GenBank genome assembly
AGAGAGAGAGAGAGAGAGAGAGAGAGAGAUGGGAAAGUAUAUGGAAAUGUUGGAUGCAGGGGUGAGAUUCGUAACAAGAUUUCAUUCUCAUUGUCCUCAGACGGCACACAUGUACUACCACCCUCCGGCUAACCACGAUGACAACCACCACGACCACCCACAUGGCGGUGUAUCUAGAAGCGAUGCUGCCGGUGAUCUCUCCGACAAGGUGGGUGGUUUUGGCUCCAAGCCAGGUAUAGGGGUGGAUACUAGGGAUUUGAUUCUUUAUUAUGUCGUCUAAUGACCAAAGCUAUCAAAAAAGUACACAACAUGUCUCUAGUUUAGAUGUAUUGUUUAAGAAAGUUUCGGAUUAAUUAUAAUUUUUUAUUUUUAUUUCAUAUAUAAUUGUUCUCUCCUCUCUCGGGGGAAUGAUAAAUUGAGGGGUUUAUAGGACAAUCACGUCUUUAAGAAAUUGAAGGAUUACCCACUACGAGUUUAUUUUGG